Molecule: messenger RNA, 561 nt
Organism: Hevea brasiliensis (rubber tree)
Lineage: Eukaryota; Viridiplantae; Streptophyta; Magnoliopsida; Malpighiales; Euphorbiaceae
Product: transcription factor PAR1-like
Exons: 1
Coding region: 80-511 (143 amino acids)
Biological process (GO): regulation of DNA-templated transcription
Source: RefSeq, a predicted model, not a curated record
UUCAUUCUUAUCAAUACCCCUUCUUCUUCUUCUUCUUCUUCUUCUUCUUCUUCUCCUGAAGGGCUUCUACUUUGAAACCAUGGAGAAUGGUUUAAACCCAGUAGCCGUGCCCACAUUUCACAAGAAAGAAAGGAAAGCCCACAAAAAAUCUGAGCCCAAAAACGAUGUGCAUGAAUCAUUAGUGAGUUUCCGAAAAGGCAGGAGACCGGAAACGCACCGUAGAAGUAGAACAAGAAGAAAUAUAAGAGAAAUGAAGAUUCAAGAAAAGGAGGAUGAUGGGGUGAUGAUGAGUGGUAGCUGUCAAGAUGAUGAUGAUAAAGAAGAGGUGGAGAGAAAGAUUGUGGCAUUGCAGAGGAUAGUGCCUGGAGGUGAGUCACUUGGGGUUGACAAGUUAUUUCAAGAGACUGCUGGUUAUAUUUUGGCUUUGCAGUGCCAAAUUAAAGCCAUGAGAGUCUUUGUAAGCUUUCUCCAAGGGAUGGAGAAGGAGAAGAUCAGCAAGUUUGGAGGUUAAAAGGGUCAAUUUCUAAAUAUUUUUAAUCAUAUUGUGAGUUUUUUAUUUUU